AUGUCGGUUGGAAUUUGGACCCCUCCUUCUCCAAAGUCUCGAACAACUACGAGGAUACUCUCGAACCCGAGCGAGCAAUGGAAGCUUUCCCUUCAGGAAGUCAAGUUGCUUCAUCUAAGAUGCCGUUACAAGCAAUGCGCUGCGCGUUCCAUGGAGGUUUUGACUAAAUACGAAGACCAGCUCCAUAAAAUCCAUGAAGCAUACUUUCAAUACUACAUUGCAGCAUCAUACGAAAACCUAGGACGAGCCUCCCACAACUUUUCUGGGAAUAAGAUUCCCCUUUUACGAAUUGCCAUGGAUAGUUUCAUAGCUUGCAAAUCUUCUCUGGAAAGUGCCUUUACAGAUCCCGCGCGUACUGAGGAGCUAGAGCCAUUUCCUGAUUUUAACAAUGCGGUUGGUCGAUACCCUGAAUGCGAGCCUUAUGUUGCCAGUCAAGGAUAUAUAUUUUACCAGAUUGCAAGGGAGAACUCACGUCCACCCGCUCUUUUUCAGGUCCGAUGUUGUGAUGAACCAAGUUUGGCAGGGACCCAAACCCGCGCAAAGAGAGGAGGGAGGCAAUGCAUAGAUGUCAAGGCUGAUUUCAUUCCUCAGCCACUUCAGAUCCGCAAGAACCGCAAGGAUAUUAUGCCGCAGUACAACCAAGUUUACAAAAAGCCAUUUGCUACUACAUCUGGAAGACCUCUCCCUGAGCCUCCCAUCUCUAUCUCCGUCAGUCCUGCACCAGAAGCUAUCAACGGCACCGCAGCCUUCACACCACCUCCAACUCCAAAAUUCAUGGAUAGCUUUCCGGAAGAAUUAGAAAGUAAGGAGAAACCGACACCACGUAUGAUGAGCCUGAUUGCUUCACUUUCCUCUCAGAUAGAUGAGAAUGUCAGGGAACUGUCACUGCUCAUCAGCAGAACAAUGGAACUCCAACGUAUCCAUAAAGCUAGAAAGAUGAAUCGUCUGGCUUCCUACUGGAGUUUCACACCUACGUAUCCCAAUGGGCCGUCUACCAUCAAUGGAGAUACCGAGGCAUACGAUGCACGGCAUGACCCGUGCACCAAUGGACGGGCUAAUGGACAAUCUACACUUUCUGGUGAAGGGAAACAGCAGCGUAUUGCGCGUCUGAAAGCCGAAGGAUGGAACACGGUUGGUAUCAAAUCGAUUGAACGUGGUUGGAAGGGAACGCUCCACUAUGAUAGACUCUGCAGUGAAGCACUUUCGGAGCUAUAUGAGUCCUAG
Molecule: messenger RNA, 1224 nt
Organism: Trichophyton benhamiae CBS 112371
Lineage: Eukaryota; Fungi; Ascomycota; Eurotiomycetes; Onygenales; Arthrodermataceae
Exons: 2
Coding region: 1-1224 (407 amino acids)
Source: RefSeq, a predicted model, not a curated record